UGUUUAAAAUGAUGGGGUCCUUCCCCCGUCUAGGAAGUUAGGUAAGGUCAGGCAGGUUUUUUGAUUGGUUAGAUGAGGCUCUAGUAAAUUAUGCCUCUUUUAUAAUGACAAGAACGUCUGUGCAAAAAAUGACCAAAAUUGAACAACAACUUCUGGUUAGGGAUGUUUAUAGCUACACAACGAUUAACUCACGGCCAAAUGAAUGCCAAAUGCCACCAGAGUUACUGUCACAAAUCGUUCUCACGCUGUUCUCCGGUAAUGGACUAUUAGCCAAUCAGAGCGCACUCACGAUAAAAUAGCAUUAGUAGGAACUUGGCCGGUCGUGGUAAAAUAUCCACUGCCUACCAUAAAUAAGAAAUCAACCAAUCUUAACCUAACCUAAUCUAAAUUACCAAUCCUAGUUUAGAAGUGUGUUAUUUUAGGUUAGGUUAGUUAGGGUACAGACUUAUUUUGUUAUUUUAGCUUAAUGACAACAGAAGAAUUGUAAACAUGGUGUCCUUACAUGCAUGAACCAUAUUUACUCUUGACAAAAACAAGGGAAAACAAAAAUAAGCAAGUUGCAAUUCCUUCAUUUUUUGUGUGUAUUCUAAAGAAAUGAAGAAGUAGUCAACGAUGUUCCACUUACGGGGGUUGAGAGUCCCAGGAGGACCUCAAAGUGGCGUUUUAUGUACACAGUUUCUUUUAUUGUGGUCACCAAGAACUCCAAAUCAGAGUGUCUUAAAAACUAAAGAAAUAUCUAGGACUUACAGCUAUAUAUAUAAACACAAUGACUCAAGUUCUUAUAAAAGAAAAUGUCGAUUCAUUAACAAUACUCUAGUAUCUGUAUCUUCGAAUCUAAGUGAUGUUAAUACGUACCUAAAAGACUGUGGACUUCUCACACAUAGACCUAAGUGUGAUAGAGUAUUUGUAUCAAGAAACAUUUCCACAACAGCAGUUCAUCGUCUCUUCUGGGAAAAAGAUCCUAAGGGAGGAUAUGGUAGUAAGAAAAAACUCAGCCAUAAGGAGUUGAUUCGGGAUGGCCUGAAGCAGCUGAGAAGUGAAUUGUCAUUAUGGAAGGAAGAAGUGCGGGAAAAAUUUGAAGAUGAUCCAAUUUUAGUUAGAGGAGAUUCAGAAAGUUCAACUCCACCAGCCCAGGACCUUUCCCCAAAACCCAACCCUGUACUGACUGGCUGGAGUGAUGGCAAAUCAUCCGUUUACUCACAAACAAAUACGAAAACGUCAUUCAUGCAAUUGGAACUGGACGACAGUUUGCUAGAGUACAACAGGGUGCUUAUGGGUGACAUGGAUAAGAUGUGGAUUUUGAAUACUGAGGAGUCACUAAAACAAUGGGUAGUAACCAGUGAUCAAGACCAUGGGGAGGGGUUCAGUUCAGCCUCCCUCACCCUCUCUCCCACUGGCCAUGGCUUAUUCUCAGGACAGAUCAGCACUCAGGUGCCUAAAGAUGGAACAGUAAAGAGAGCAGGAUACUGCAAUCUGAAGACAAUAAGACCAAGGAAAUCCUUUCAAAGGGAAAUAUAUUUGGAUUGGUCUCUUUACAACCAUCUGGAGCUGCGAGUGCGUGGUGAUGGCAGGUCUUACCUCAUCAACAUCUCCACUGCUGGCUAUUUUGACAUAACCUGGAAUGACAUAUAUUCUUAUGUGCUGUACACUGAAGGACCUCACUGGCAGGUCACCAGGAUUCCUUUCUCCAAGUUUUUCCUCAACAGUAAAGGCCGCGUGCAGGACAGACAAGCACCGAUCCCCCUCAAACGUGUGGUUUCUGUUGGAAUAUCCGGAGAUCGUAAUGCCCCGUUUAGACUAGAAAUAGACUACCUAGGUGUUUACAGCGAUCCGGAUCACGCAGAAACAUUUGCUUACGAGUUGUACAAAGUUCCCAGAUAUACAACGGGCCACUAGUUAGGUACCACAGCCUCUUAUGUAACUGUAAAUAAAACAAAUACAGUGAGACCUCCAUGUAACGGACUUUUGUCUAUAUAAUCCGUUAAAUGGGAGGCAUCUUAUCUAACAGACCCUUGAUAUAACAGACUCAUCUCUCCUUAUCGUCCGCUAGAUAGAGGUUUCACUGUACAGUAAUAUAUAGAAUGAAUUAUACAGGUGACCAUUUGUAUAGUUCGUUAUAGUAGUUAUUUAUAUAGUGAACCUGUAUAAUAUAACUUGACUUCAGGGGAUUGUUUAUUAAUUCACCAGAGAAUUGUCUAAAUAACCAUUAUAAUUCAUCACAAUGUCAUUUAGGUAAUUUAUCCAUGAACUCAUCAGAUCAUCCACAAAACUCAUUAUGGACGUGAAUUUAAUUUAAGAAACCAAUAUGUUGUAUAAAAAUAAAGAAACAUUUGGGAAAGAUUCUUACUCAAAUGAAUGUCAACUCUGGAAAUAUAACCCACAUCAAUA
This is a messenger RNA of Homarus americanus (American lobster), 2388 nucleotides long. It is a transcript of the gene CIA30, whose product is annotated as complex I intermediate-associated protein 30, mitochondrial-like. Gene Ontology annotation, cellular component: mitochondrion. Lineage: Eukaryota; Metazoa; Arthropoda; Malacostraca; Decapoda; Nephropidae. The record is from RefSeq and is a predicted model, not a curated record. Gene Ontology annotation, biological process: mitochondrial electron transport, NADH to ubiquinone; mitochondrial respiratory chain complex I assembly.